This is a messenger RNA of Musa acuminata AAA Group (dessert banana), 862 nucleotides long. RefSeq lists its product as uncharacterized. Lineage: Eukaryota; Viridiplantae; Streptophyta; Magnoliopsida; Zingiberales; Musaceae. The coding region runs from base 182 to 748 and encodes 188 amino acids. The transcript has a single exon. The record is from RefSeq and is a predicted model, not a curated record.
CUUCUCGCCAAAAAGCCCCUGGAAAAUUAGACACCACCCUCGUCCCUAUAUAAACACCCACAUCAAACCCCCCCCGGCCCUGCCCAAAACACCCUGAACCUUCCCACUGUACCCUCACUUUUUCUUGGUUCGCUUUAUUUUAUCUUCCCAUAAUAGCCCCAUUCCCUAUCGAAUUUUCUUCAUGGAGAGCUCCGGUGAACACAAGCGCGUCCGCGAGGAGGACGCCGACGAGUUGGAAUCGCCAGAGGUCAAGCGUCUUCGGGCGGAUCUCUUCUUCGACAUACUUGAUGACGACGCCGGCGCCGGGGACCAAGACCUCGCCUCCGUUAUCAAGAGCUUGGAGGAGGAGAUCGCCCUGCCGUCGCCGCCUCCCAAGCAACAGCUGGUUCAGGAACCGUCGGCCGUGGCGGGACAACCCGACCUGGGGUACCUCCUAGAAGCCUCCGACGACGAGCUCGGCCUCCCGCCGACCGCCGCCCUUUGGUCGGUCGACGAGGCCGGGGUGGCCCCGGGGGCGUCGGAGCUGGGGUCCGUGGCCGAGCCGGAGGGCGGCGCCGGGUUGGGACAGAUCUGGGGGUUUGACGACGCCAUCGACGGGUACGAGGGGUUCGGCCUCGGGAUUCGGCCGGAUGAGAGGGAGGCGGCGGAGGAUGGCCUGGUGUUGGACGGAGGGUUGUUCGACUACGGCGACGAGAUAUCCGGGCCGUACGACCUCUCGUGGCGGCCGGAAUCGCUUCCGGCCGUCUGACACAGUCGUCGAUGGAUCUCGCUAUUUUGGGUUUUUCUUACUUCUUUUAUUGUAAAAAGCCUUUUGAUUUUAGAUAAAAUAUGGAGGAAGAAGAAAAGGACAUUAGGCACACAA